Panthera uncia (snow leopard) is the source of this 1610-nucleotide messenger RNA. RefSeq names its product glucokinase regulatory protein-like. The record is from RefSeq and is a predicted model, not a curated record. Gene Ontology annotation, molecular function: enzyme inhibitor activity; fructose-6-phosphate binding; carbohydrate binding. Lineage: Eukaryota; Metazoa; Chordata; Mammalia; Carnivora; Felidae. Gene Ontology annotation, biological process: glucose homeostasis; response to fructose; carbohydrate derivative metabolic process. Gene Ontology annotation, cellular component: nucleoplasm; mitochondrion; cytosol.
AUGCCGGGCACAAAACAGUUUCAACAUGUGAUUGAGACCCCAGAGCCUGGCAAGUGGGAUUGUCUGGGUAUGAGGCAGCCCCUGCCAGCCACAGAGAAGUCAAACCCACUGACCCAGGACCUGGACAGAGCAGAUGCUGAACAAAUUGUUCGAUUGCUGGGGCAAUGUGAUGCUGAGAUCUUCCAGGAGAAGGGGCAAGUCAUGCCCACGUACCAGCGACUGUAUAGUGAAUCAAUUCUGACCACCAUGGUACAAGUGGCUGGAAAAGUUCAGGAAGUGCUGAAGGAGCCUGAGGGGGGGCUGGUGGUGUUGAGUGGAGGGGGCACCUCUGGCAGGAUGGCAUUCCUCAUGUCGAUAAUUGCUCCUUUGCUUUGUCAGAAAGGUUUAGGACAGAAACCUCUUUAUACCUACCUCAUUGCAGGAGGUGACAGGCCUGUGGUGGCAUCUAGGGAGGGGGCAGAAGAUAGUGCUCUGCACGGGAUUGAGGAACUAAAGAAGGUGGCUGCUGGGAAGAAGAGGGUGAUUGUCACUGGCAUUUCGGUGGGACUCUUUGCUCCCUUUGUGGCGGGCCAGAUGGACUACUGCAUGGAUAACCCAACCAUCUUCUUGCCAGUCCUGGUCGGUUUCAACCCCGUGAACAUGGCCAGAAAUGACCCCAUUGAAGACUGGCGUUCGACAUUCUGACAAGUAGCAGAACGGAUGCAGAAACUGCAAGAGAAACAGGAAGCUUUUGUGCUCAAUCCUGCAAUUGGGAGUCCUGAAUGUACCAUAGAAACGACCAGAGCCCCGGGCCUCAGUGGGUCAUCCUGGAUGAAAGGUAGAAACGCUACCAAGAUCCUGUUGGAAACCCUGUUACUGGCAGCGCACAAGACUGUGGACCAGGGGGCAUUCCUUUCUCCCAGAUGCCUUCUGGAAAUCCUGCGGACAUUUGAGCGGUCUCAUCAGGUGACCUAUAGCCAAAGCCCUAAGAGCGCCACCCUGAUGAAGCAAGCCAGCACCAGCCCGGAGAAAAAAGGCUGAGUGUACCUUGUUGGUUGGCAGACCCUUGGCAUCAUUGCCAUCAUGGAUGGAGUGGAGUACAUCCACAUCUUUGGUGCUGAUUUCCGAGAUGUCCGUGGCUUUCUCAUUGGUGAUCACAGUGAUAUGUUUAACCAGAAGGCUGAGCUCAUCAACCAGGGUCCCCAGUUCUCCUUCUCCCAGGAGGACUUCCUGACUUCCAUCUUGCCAUCCCUCACAGAAAUUGACACUGUGGUCUUCAUUUUUACCCUGGAUGACAACCUCAUGGAGGUGCAGACGCUGGUGGAGCAGGUGAGAGAGAAGACUGCCAACAUCCAGGCCUUGGCACAUAGCACUGUGGGGCAGUCCCUGCCGACCCCUCUGAAGAAACUCUUCCCCUCCAUCAUCAGUGUCAUGUGGCCACUGCUUUGCUUCGAAUAUGAAGGGCACUUUAUCCAGGUAUGGAGCAUGAGAAAGUGUUGUCUAUAGAAAAGAACUCAGAGGAGGAGGGAUUCCAGAAAUUAGAAAACUCAAGGCUAGUGGGUAGAAAGCUUUGUUGGAUUCCCACAAAGCCAGCUGGGCAAGUUCUUGGGCUACCAGGUCACUGGUCAGAG